AUGGACAAAGCAAAUAGGACCUCCCCUGUGGUGGAGUUCAUUCUCAUAGGACUUUCUGACUACCCAAAGCUGGAGAAAACGUUCUUUGUGCUCAUCCUGCUGAUGUACCUGGUGAUCCUGCUGGGCAACGGGCUCCUCAUCCUGGUGACCGUCCUUGACUCCCACCUGCACACACCCAUGUACUUCUUCCUGGGGAACCUCGCCUUCCUGGACAUCUGCUUCACAACCUCCUCUGUUCCUCUGCUCCUGCACAGCCACCUGAGCCCCCGGGAAACCAUCUCUUUCUCAGCCUGUGCAGUGCAGAUGGCUCUCUCCUUCGCCUUGGCAGGAACAGAGUGCCUGCUCCUGGGCACGAUGGCCUUUGAUCGCUAUGUGGCCAUCUGCAACCCCCUGAGGUACCCCAGUGUCAUGAGCAAGGCUGCCUACGUGCCCAUGGCUGCCGGCUCCUGGGCCAUUGGGGGUGCUGCUUCUGUGGUACACACAUCCUUGACGAUUCGGCUGCCCUUCUGUGGGGACAAUGUCAUCAACCACUUCACCUGUGAGAUCCUGGCCAUCCUAAAAAUGGCCUGUGCUGACAUCUCCAUCAAUGUGAUCAGCAUGGGAGUGACCAAUGUGAUAUUCCUGGCAGCCCCAGUCCUCUUCAUCACCGUCUCCUAUGUCUUCAUCACUGCCACCAUCCUGAGGAUCCCCUCAGCUGAGGGCAGGAAAAAGGCCUUCUCCACCUGCUCUGCCCACCUCACUGUAGUCAUCAUCUUCUAUGGCACCUUAUUUUUCAUGUAUGGGAAGCCGAAGUCCAAGGACCCACAGGGCAAAGACAAAUUGGACCUUUCAGACAAGCUCAUCUCGCUCUUCUAUGGGGUGCUGACCCCCAUGCUCAACCCCAUCAUCUACAGCCUGAGGAACAAGGACGUGAAGGCCGCUGUGAGGAAGCUGGUGGACCAGAAACGUGUCACCCAGUGA
Choloepus didactylus (southern two-toed sloth) is the source of this 960-nucleotide messenger RNA. RefSeq names its product olfactory receptor 2S2-like. Gene Ontology annotation, cellular component: membrane. Gene Ontology annotation, molecular function: olfactory receptor activity; G protein-coupled receptor activity. The transcript has a single exon. Lineage: Eukaryota; Metazoa; Chordata; Mammalia; Pilosa; Megalonychidae. The record is from RefSeq and is a predicted model, not a curated record. The coding region runs from base 1 to 960 and encodes 319 amino acids. Gene Ontology annotation, biological process: G protein-coupled receptor signaling pathway.